Molecule: messenger RNA, 1423 nt
Organism: Diceros bicornis minor
Lineage: Eukaryota; Metazoa; Chordata; Mammalia; Perissodactyla; Rhinocerotidae
Gene: JKAMP
Product: JNK1/MAPK8 associated membrane protein
Exons: 7
Coding region: 84-1019 (311 amino acids)
Biological process (GO): response to unfolded protein
Cellular component (GO): membrane
Molecular function (GO): ubiquitin protein ligase binding
Source: RefSeq, a predicted model, not a curated record
CCAGGGCUGUGGCCCGGAUGUCCGGGCGCUGCGGCCGGGUCGGCUGAUCCGGGAGCUUCUCCAGGGAAACCCGCAAGCGGCCAAUGGCUGUCGAUAUUCAACCAGCAUGCCUUGGACUUUAUUGUGGGAAGACCCUGUUAUUUAAAAAUGGCUCAACGGAAAUAUAUGGAGAAUGUGGGGUGUGUCCAAGAGGACAGAGAACAAAUGCACAGAAAUACUGUCAGCCUUGCACAGAGUCUCCAGAGCUUUACGACUGGCUCUAUCUUGGAUUCAUGGCCAUGCUUCCUCUUGUUUUGCAUUGGUUCUUCAUCGAAUGGUACUCAGGGAAAAAGAGUUCCAGUGCGCUUUUCCAGCACAUCACCGCAUUAUUUGAAUGCAGCGUGGCAGCCAUUGUCACCUUACUUGUGAGUGACCCAGUUGGUGUGCUUUACAUCCGUUCCUGUCGAGUGCUGAUGCUCUCGGAUUGGUACACGAUGCUUUACAACCCCAGUCCAGAUUACGUCACCACUGUGCACUGCACUCACGAAGCUGUCUACCCGCUAUACACCAUCGUAUUUAUCUAUUAUGCAUUCUGCUUGGUGUUAAUGAUGCUGCUCCGACCUCUUCUGGUAAAGAAGAUUGCCUGUGGGUUAGGGAAGUCUGAUCGAUUUAAAAGUAUUUAUGCUGCACUUUACUUCUUCCCAAUUUUAACUGUGCUUCAGGCAGUUGGUGGAGGCCUUUUAUAUUAUGCCUUCCCGUAUAUUAUAUUAGUAUUAUCUUUGGUUACUUUGGCUGUAUACAUGUCGGCUUCUGAAAUAGAGAACUGCUAUGAUCUUCUGGUGAGAAAGAAAAGACUCAUUGUUCUCUUCAGCCACUGGUUACUUCAUGCCUAUGGAAUAAUCUCCAUCUCCAGAGUGGAUAAACUCGAGCAAGAUUUACCCCUUCUGGCUUUGGUACCCACACCAGCCCUUUUUUACUUGUUCACAGCAAAAUUUACUGAACCAUCACGGAUACUCUCAGAAGGAGCCAAUGGACACUAAAUAUAAAAUGCCAAAAAAACCUAAGAAGUGUUCUUAAUAAAAAAGUAAAGAAAUAAAAAAUGUAUUAGUACUCUUCUCUCAUACAUGGGAAUAAGAUUGUCAAUAUAUCUAAUGUUUUUGGUUGUUUUUUUUUUUUUUUUUGACGUAAUUGACUUGACGUUGGACUUGAAAAGUACAAAAUACCAUACUACUCUGUUACAUAGUAUAAUACACUACACACUUAGAGCACUAUUAAAUUACACUAGAAGCCUAUUAGGAAGCACUUGCCUCUUGCAACAAUUUAGUUAUUCUUUAGUGCAAAAUCAUGUUUCUGUGUACCUAGCAAUGUGGUGUUCCCAUUUUUAUUAAAAACUUUAACAAGUGUAAGCUGAAAUCUUUAGCAUUGGCAUAAUUGUGCAUGCCCC